Acomys russatus (golden spiny mouse) is the source of this 995-nucleotide messenger RNA. RefSeq names its product protease associated domain containing 1 (gene Pradc1). The record is from RefSeq and is a predicted model, not a curated record. Lineage: Eukaryota; Metazoa; Chordata; Mammalia; Rodentia; Muridae. The coding region runs from base 51 to 617 and encodes 188 amino acids. The transcript has 5 exons.
CGGCAAGCGAGAGCGGCGGGACGGCGGUGGCGGCCGGACGGGCCCUGGAGAUGAGCGGUGGUGCCGCGGGUUGGUGCUGUCUCGUGCUCUGGCUGCCCGCGUGCGUCGCAGCCCACGGCUUACGCAUCCAUGACUAUUUAUACUUCCAAGUGCUGAGUCCCGGGGAUAUUCGAUACAUCUUCACAGCCACACCUGCCAAGGACUUUGGUGGUAUAUUUCACACACGGUAUGAGCAGAUUCACCUCGUCCCUGCUGAACCUCCAGAGGCCUGCGGGGAACUCAGCAACGGCUUCUUCAUCCAGGACCAAAUCGCUCUGGUGGAAAGGGGGGGCUGCUCCUUCCUCUCCAAGACUAGGGUGGUACAGGAGCACGGCGGGCGGGCUGUCAUCAUCUCGGACAACGCAGUUGACAAUGACAGUUUCUACGUGGAGAUGAUCCAGGACAGCACUCAACGUACAGCUGACAUUCCUGCCCUCUUCCUGCUCGGCCGAGAUGGCUACAUGAUCCGACGUUCUCUGGAACAGCAUGGCCUGCCGUGGGCUGUCAUCUCUAUCCCUGUCAAUGUCACCAGUAUUCCCACCUUUGAGCUGCUGCAGCCUCCCUGGACUUUCUGGUAGACUGGCUGACCCCAGGCUCCAGCUACAGGUGACUUGUGGGAAGAGGAUACCCAAGACUCUGCUAUUUUGAGUUUGGAAAUAAGACUCUGAGGACUAGCAGAGCCAGGGAGAGGACAAGGAAGCCACACUGCUGGCUUUUCCUUCGCUAGGCCUGCAAGGACAUCUCAUGCUCCAGGAAGAGGCAAGAACCAGGCCAGAGCUUCUGGCUAGAAAAGGUGCUGAAGGCAAGUGGCCCUGUCACAUACCACCUAUUUCAGCCUCCCGCAGCCAGGACCUCCUCACAGUGAGCUGUUGGUGGAGUGGUUUAAAGAACUGCUAUUUUAGGGACUAAUAACCCCCCUGCAUUUAGCAAUAAAGCCAAAUAACACUUACCAGGUU